This is a messenger RNA of Daphnia pulicaria, 1116 nucleotides long. RefSeq lists its product as uncharacterized. The coding region runs from base 245 to 763 and encodes 172 amino acids. The transcript is spliced from 4 exons. Lineage: Eukaryota; Metazoa; Arthropoda; Branchiopoda; Diplostraca; Daphniidae. The record is from RefSeq and is a predicted model, not a curated record.
AAGUUUUCUUUUGUAUCUUUUGUUAUGCAAAUGAGCCUAUUUUCAGUUUCAUCUGACCUUGGGUUUUAACAAUCGAUCGAAUGAAGAGAGAUCGAUUAUUGUAGUAGAGUCUCAGGCUCUCAUCUCUCAGUUUUGUGUUAGUCUUGGCGCAGUCAAGUCCACCACAGGAACGUGGCUGUCCGCCUCUGUAACGAGUUAAAGUUAAGUGUUGUUCUAUCAAGUUUUUGUUUCUUCCUGGUGUACCAUGUGCAAAUUAGACGAAUGCUGUUGUGGCUGUUCACUCCGGACCGGUACCAUAGCAGCUGGCGUCCUCUCAUUGGCAACUUCAGUUGGAGUCAUCAUUGGAAGAACAGAAAACACCUUAUUUUUCCGAAUGAUUUCGCUUAUGGACGAUAAUCUGGAUUAUUAUUUAUGGAUCGGUUGGUCGAUGUUGUCGAUGUUUACCACCGUUCUUGUUCUGUUGUCCACUUGGAAGAACCGUAUGCGCUGGCUGCUGUUGCCCUGGCUCGUGAUGCAAAUUGCGUCGUUGAUGGCUUUGUGUUCGGGGGUGCUAUAUUUGGGUGUCAUACUCAUAACAGUAUAUGAUCCAUUAGUGACCCUUAUCUGCAUAUUUUACGUAUGUGUCGGUGGUGUUGUAGCAGUCGUAGGAUUCUACUUCUGGCUGGUGGUCCUUAGUUACUAUCGAAAACUGAAGGUUCAGGCGAUGAUGGAACAACAGGAAACAGGCGAGAAAGGUGCAGAGAUCAGUUACAUGAUUGAUUAAGUCAUUUUUCUCUCAGUGGCAAAUGGAGUAUGCGGGUCAAGAUUUAGAGGAUUGUCUUAUGUGUACGUUCUUUAUGUGGCAGUGUUCUGCUCUUUUGUAGGUUUUCCGAGAGGGAUUGAUACUUGAUUCACUGCUUUUUCAAUUUUGUGCUAUACUUGGUUGUGUCUGUGCUCUGUGGUUGCAUCACAAUCACCGCUGAUAAUUCUUUACUGAUAAAAAUUUGAGUUAUACGUCAGUUUUGUAAGUGGGAGGAAAUUGUUUGCAAGUUUAUGGCCGAAAGGCUUAUUCAGAUUUUGUAGAGUUUUUUUCAGAUUUUCCGCGAGUCGAAAUGUGAUCGUGAAUCCAACAUAAAA